Molecule: messenger RNA, 8185 nt
Organism: Porites lobata
Lineage: Eukaryota; Metazoa; Cnidaria; Anthozoa; Scleractinia; Poritidae
Source: the annotation of a GenBank genome assembly
AUGGCGUCGACUGGAGCAGAGAACGUUCUUCAUGUGGCCAAAAAAUUUUUCCAAGAACAGUUCAAGGCUAGUCCUUCGUUUGCUGUAUGUGCUCCAGGACGAGUAAAUCUUAUUGGCGAACAUACAGAUUAUAACGAUGGAUUUGUUCUUCCCAUGGUAAGAAUAGCGUUUCUCGACCUCCCCUUCCCUUGGGUAAAUUGUAUCCUCCUUUCCUUGGGCCUAAACGGUACACUAAGAGCAAGACAUGGGGUAUAUUUUUACUGUUAAGUGAAGUUGCUUUUUCCUUUAGUCCUGAUUUCAAGGGCUUUACAAUCCUUGAGUGAAUUAAAGCGAACUUUUGUACGCACGGUCGAUUCCGGCGAUCGAUCAAAGAUUGGAACGCUUUACCUUUAGAUAUUAGGAAGGUAGAGACUUUGGACAUUUUAAAACGCACUGUUCGGGAACAGAUUUUACUUAUUUAAUUACAUGAUUCUUUUUAUUUGAUUAUUUUUUAUUUACCUCGACGCGAUGGGCAACCUUUGCCAAGUAUAAAAUAUAGAAAUAGAAAUGUGGUUCAAUUUUAUCCUUGAUUAGCCUAGAUUCAAAAUGUAACCCUUUGAAGUCCCAGGACUCACCAACAUCAAUUUCCUCCUAAUAAUAUUAAUAUGUAAUUGAGAGAAAAAGGAAAAUGUUUUGAUCUUUUCACCAAAAUCUCUCAACUAAUCCCGGGAGCGGUACUUCCUGAUACCUGAUAUAAGCCAAAAAGGUAUGUGCCAAAGGGUAUGUCUUUGCACUGUUUCGGUCUGAAAACUGGUGUAGACUUGGCACAUUUUGUCUGGAAUUGGGUAUGGUUUUUGAGGGAACUACAGGAGUGUGCUCAUGAACUUAUUUGUCAUUUCAAUUCCAAAUGAACAAGAAAGGAAGAUAAUACACGAGUUCAAAAUGGAUUUUAAGAAGUCUUGUUGUUUACAUUCUAAUCUAAGUAGUUUCAGGUCUGAAAAUGGGUAUAUAUUUUAGAGACCGGGGGCCCGUUUCUCGAAAGUCCCGGUAACUUUUCGGCCCAAAAUCAAAUAUUCAAAUCGAUAUAAAAAGAAUAAGAGCGCGGCUCCUGGCAAGCAAACUACUCCAUUUUGUUUCUUUAACUGAUAGUUUUAUCAUGUUAGAUGCAAAACUAUUGAAACCUCGAUCUUUAAUGGCAACCGAGACAGCUUACCGGGCCCGUUAAUUAUCGGAACUUUCGAGAAACGGGCCCCAGGCCCCAGUUCCUCAAAAGGUGGAUAACACUAUCCACCGAAUAAAUCUCGUUGGAUAGUGAUUUAUCCAGUGGAUAGCACUAUCUAACGUUUGAACAAAUGGGGCCAGGUCUAGGAACGGGUGUGGAAAAUUACAUUUUUUGGUCUAAAAUAGGGUCUUGUCCGUAGAACUGGGCAGCACACCCCCACCAAGAUUUUCCCAGAAGUACUCUCCAGGUGUGACAGUUAGUUUGAAACAGAAAGAAAUAAAGCAAAAAAAUAAAAGAUUAGACUGAAAAUUGAUGAAGCAUUUACUCUGACAAAAUGUGAAUUUUGAAGUGACUGGUUUUCUUUACCUUUGUGGUAAGUAAAUCUCAUGAUGGAGCAGAAACUGGUAACUUAUAUUAUGAGUUUGAUUAUCAAAGCAAGUCAACAAAUUUGAAUGCCAUCAUUAAAAUUACUUUCCUGCAGGCUUUAGAGUUGGUGACGGUAAUUGUAGGAAGAAAAUCAGAUGGGGAUGUGUGUCAUUUGGCCACAUGUGCUCAAGGCGCAGAUGAACCCCAUGUAAUAGCAUUUCCCAUCCAUACCCCUGAUAGUCCACUGGUGCCUGGCAAGCCUUCUUGGGCCAACUAUGUCAAGGGAGUUAUUGCCAAUUUUCCGGGACCAGUUCCUGCCUUUGAUGCAGUGAUUGCCACUUCAGUACCCCUCGGAGGGGGAUUAUCUAGCUCUGCGUCACUUGAAGUUGCCACGUACACGUUUUUGGAACAGUUAACUGGGAAAGAGCAAAAAGAUUUGAAAGUCAAGGCUCUGGCUUGUCAAAAGGCUGAGCAUAAUUUUGCUAACAUGCCAUGUGGAAUUAUGGAUCAGUUUAUUUCAGUAAUGGGCAAGAGAGGCAAUGCUUUACUGCUGGACUGCAGGUAUUUGCCUUAUAAUAUGUAAGGCCCCAUCUGCAUAAAUACAUUUUCAUUUCAAAACACAUACAUUAUGAUGUGUUUGGGCCUUCUGUCCACACUAAUUUGUUGAGCAUUAUGAAAAUGCAUUGAUUUCAAAAUGCUCUUUAAAGUGGAUCACAAUGAAAAUGGUCAAAAACAGUCGAAAUGCAUCAAAAUGAAAAUGGUGAAGGAAACUAUUGCAGGUGCGAGUGUUUGUAGCUCAGCACAGUGUUCAACUUACAUCACAGCAUUCAAUUCUAUCGUUUUAGUGUGGACAGCGGAAAAUGCAUCAAAAUGGCAGGGUGGACGUGAAUUGAUUCAUGCUUUUUCAAUGAAAAUAAAAACUCAUACUUUUGAAAACACAUUAGUGUGGAUGGGGCCUAGAUCUGUGGCAGAUUUAUGGGAGGGGCUUGAAGGGGACCUUAAUCUUCACUUUAUUUUUAGGUCAAACUGAAGCCCACAGGGAUGAGAAAAAUUCUUUUCCAAGCCAAGCCCUACUCUUAUCUUAGUGUAUGGAUGAGAAGGCUAUAUAAUGGUUCUUCAAAAAAUAUGGGUCUUGGAAAAUUUUGGCCCAAUCUUAAAAUCUCGGAAGUGUUUGUGAUAGGUCUUGUCUUGGAGUCUCAAUGAAACCCGAGUCUCACAGUCUCGCAAAGUCUCGAAUUUACCAUUCUACACCCCUGAUGAGUGGGCUCGCCACUUAAUAAUUUGAAGACUUGAAUCCAUCGAUAUAAUUCCUUUUGGAUUCAAGCAUGUGAUUGUUGGAAUUGUUUUUCUGCUUUCUGGGUGAUCAGUUCAUGUCCAGAGCAUUGGAUGGCUAUCCCUCAAACUACAAUAUUAGUGGUUUUUGUGUGGAGUGUACCUUUGCAAUUAAAGUUCAUAAUAUUUUGUUUUCAAAUUCUUAUUGUUCUUGGUUGAUAUCAACAAUUUUGCAGAUCAAUGGAAGCCACACUUGUUCCAAUGACAAACCCUGAUUUAGCUGUGUUGGUAACCAACUCAAAUGUUCGACAUGAAUUGACAGGAAGUGAGUAUCCAACAAGAAGGAAGCAAUGUGAAACAGCAGCAAAAGCACUAGGAAAACCCAGUCUUAGGGAAGUUACCAUGGCAGAAUUAGAAGGUAGGAUAGUACUUUACUCAAUAUUUAUUACUACAAACAUUAGGUGAACCCUAAAUUUAUUUGUCAUCACAGAUAGGUCAUUUAUGCUGGGUAGAUAAAGAGGUGGCAUUUGUAGUGAUAAUGAUUAACCCUUUGGGUCUUGCAGAUGAAGGAUAAACAGCUAAGUAGAAUAUGAUCAACUUAACUUUUUAUAGUUACAUUCUUCCCAAGCACAAAAUGGUAACGGCCUGUUUGAGGGAGUUUAUGGGAGUUAAUAUUACGCCAAGGCUAUGAUUUUCGCAGUUCAUAGCUCCUUGUACUAAAUUUUAAAGGCUGCAACUUUUUUCGCUCUUUGGAUCAAGUUGUCUUACCCCUCUCAUCUGUGCUUCAAACACUGAAUUUGAAGGAGAAAGUAGUAGUAUUAGAGCACUGACCUUCCACAAACCUAGCCUACAUCGCAGACAUAAUUAAACCUUGGUUAGUAACGGCUGCAGAAUAGCGCUGAAAUCCUUGUUCUGGGUCCCCAAUGGACUCAACAAAUUACCAGAAAUGAGUUUUAAAUUUCCUUUCAACCUGAUUGGCAAAUCAACAGUGGCUUUUUUAACAGGCCAAUCACGGCACGUACUCAAAUCCUGGUACACAGGUGGGGGUGUAGAACAAGGAUUUCGGCACCGUUUCGCAGAUAGACUUAACCGGAGUUUAAUUUCAUCUGUGGCGCACGAGGCUACCAAAAUCGUGGCCCUGUUUGAAUAGCCUGUGUACAUCUGCCUCCUCCCCACAGCAGAGGAGAUAGCUGUACUCAGGCUAUGGUUUGAUACUCAGAGGCAGGCUGUCUUCCUUGUCUUGACAGGUUUUUCAUAAGGCACUUUGGUUCACCCCUUUCAUCACGACUCAGAAUCUCACAAUUCCAGUUAGAUUGGUCAUUUAAGUCAAUAUUUGAGUCACUCAGUGCAUGUGUUUGCCCAUCAUCAACUUUCUCAUAACAGUGUUCACACAUAAUCCAGGGGUAAUGUGAUUUAGAAUUGAUAAAAUGGUCAUCUAAGGGAAAACAAUGUGAUUUUUAAACAAAUUCUCUUAACUUAUUCUUUAAGGAAUUGUAUGGAGAUCAGUUUGGAGAAUUUGUAUGUGGAUUUUGGAGCUUAAAGGGUUGAUUAUUAAAACAAUUUAUCAUUAAUCAGAUAUUAUUGUCUUCUUUGGUUUACACUAUUGAUAUAUUUUUUCCACAGCUAACAAGGGGAAGUUGGAAGAUGUUGAGUUCUGCCGAGCAAGACAUGUGGUUGGAGAGAUACAAAGAACCACUGAAGCUGCUGCAGCACUUGAGAAGGAAAAUUAUGAGAAAUUUGGAAAGCUAAUGGUGGAAAGUCACAAUUCUCUUAGGUAACACAACACUGACAGCAGAUAGUGCAGUUCAUGUAGUGCUGGGCAGGCUGUUUUUUUAAAACAUGCUAGUUUAAUGCAAUGCUUUCGAGUGGUAUACCACGAAGAAUCCCACGAGUGAAUUGAUUUCUAAGUAUAUACACAUCAGAGCCUUUAGGCGAUCGUAUAAAGCGAGUGUAUAUACAAAGAAAAAUCAAGUCACUUGUGGGAUUUUCGUGGUAUACCAUGAAAGAAGCAUUGCAUAACUAAUUUAUCCCAUGCCACUUAACAUCAUGACGUAAAAUAGAGAAAUCUCGACGUCACAGUCAAACUUGAAGAAAGCCACUUUUAAUACUACAUACAAUGCCCCAAUGAUCGACACCUUGUCAAUGAAUAAAGCUCGUAUUCACCUCUGUCUAUUUUACUGUACCUGCAUCCCGAAGAUGAUGGCAAAACAGCCGUCAAAUGCUUCUUCAAGAAGGGAUUUCAGUCUUGUUGUUUGAAGUGUGGAUUUAUGUCGGUCUUCUCAACCCUGGUUAACUUGGUAUGUUUUUGUUGCUCUUGAUUAAUGAAUUCCUUAACUUCUUUGUCCAUUCUAGUCUGUUUGAUUUUGUAUGGCAAAUACUUUUUUAACUUUGCCUUAGACGUCUGAAUGGCAGCUUAACCUCGGGGUUUAUUGUGUUGUUUACAACAUUGCUCCUGGAAAUUUUGGUAGAAUAAAACUUUUGUCUGUCACUAGCCACUCUAUUUUUGGCGGGAAAAUGUGGAGGCCAUAAUUAAGUAUCACCUGGAUUUUUUCGUGAAAUACUACCCAUCGGAUACCACAGAAUUUGCAACAGAUUUCUAGCUAACUGAUUGGCUGCAUUCACUAUGGCAUUGGAUAAAUCUUCUUAUCAAACAAAUACAGGUAUAAUAAUUAUUGUUGUUUUCAUAAAAACAACUAACAAAUAUUGACAGAAAUCCCAGACUUCCUUCUUACUGCCCAGCCUCAGAAAUUUAAGACAGUACCAGCUAUUGAGUUUAUGUACUAUUCUGGGAUCAGCCAGGGCUCUCAUCAUAUGGCACUGGCCCUAAAGGAUCACAGCUCUAGGAACAAGAAUAAUAGCUGCGAAGUUAAUCAAACCUGGGAGUGCAUUACUGCAUAAAACAGUGAUCUGGUUUCUUAUAAAAAGUGUAAUCACAUAACCCAAAAGCAGAGUACAAUAAUAGUGGUUUCGUGUAUCUUUUUUUAAGGGAUGAUUAUGAAGUCAGCUGUGAAGAGCUUGAUUUACUUGUUAAACUUGCUGUGGAGGUAGAUGGGGUUUAUGGUUCUCGUAUGACAGGUGGAGGCUUUGGUGGGUGUACUGUGACACUUGUCAAACGGUCAUCCGUAGACAACCUCAUCAAACACAUUCAGGUGGGUGUUCUGUUGUCUGACAGUGGGAAGUUUUUAAAUAUAUAUUUCUCUUUGAAAUUGAGUGAAGUAUUGCUGCCAUCAGCAAUCAGUCAGUUAUCAUUGAAGCAAGGACGUGCAACCUGUAUCACUAAAGCUGGCACGGUAGAUACAUUUACAGUAAUGCAGGAUUCUCUGGAAGCUCCGAUAACCAGCAAAAUUCGCCGAUUGUCUUAAAAGUGCCGGAUACUCUUCGUAUUUCAUUUGUUUCUUAGCAAUUGAGUUCAAUGAAACAGUGAAAACAAACAUUAUGAAGCAAAAUAAAACAAAUUUGGUAUAAAAAGUGUCGUCCUCAUGGCUAAAAUUGUUCUCCUUGGCCGCUAAAAAUUCACUGAAAUAGACCAUUUAGGACUCCCAAAUAAACAUUUCCCCGGGGGAGGUCCCCGGACUCACCCAGUGAAAGGGGAGCAGCGCACUCCUCCAUAAUUAUUUCCUCCACACACCCACACACACAGCUGUGCUUCGUGAGGGAGGCGCCCCAUCAGUUGCUGCAUACUUGGAAGUUUUUUCCCUUCUACUUUAAAUUUUCUAGAGAACUUUGUUGAUAUAAAAUGCUUCCUUAAGCUUCCCUUUCUUCACGGCUUCCCAAUAAAACAAAAAUAGUACGAAUGGAAACUUCUUGCUGUGAAAAUCUUGUGAGAAUCUCCUCUCCUCUUAAUGAUGGCCACAUCUCUACAGCGGCCAUCAUGUUUCGUUUUCUAUCAUCUCAAUCGUUUAAUUAAAAUCACUAAAGGAAACCUUCAGAAAACGCUUAUUUCUCAUGAUCUGCCGCAAUGUUCUUGUCGAAUUCGCCCCUUUGCAUACAGGGGAUUCUGUACGUAACGGAUACGUUACGUACAGGAGAUCGGUAAGGGAUUGGUCGAAUGGGUGUGGUCAAAUGUCUGUUAAGGCUAUGUUCAUACUCUACUGGUUAGCCGUUCGUGCUGCCACACAAAACUAUCCGGUUUAGGGUGAACACCUAUUCGAUAUGUGACUCUCCACCUUAGCGAUCAACGCGGGGCAGCUUCGCUCCGUUACAGAAAUCGCGCCGAAAUCACUGUUCUUAUGUGUGAACAAAAGCCCUAUCCGGUAUGGUUUUCGUGCCGGCGCAAAAGCCCUGGGGGGGGACUCGGCAUAUGAAAGGGGUGGGGAUGCUCGUCGGAAAUUUUGAAUUAAACCCUUAAGGAGACCAAUCUGGGCGUAGCCCGAACUUUUUUUGACCCCUAAAAGAGACCAUGUUAAGACACAGACAAUCUAUAUAUUUUUAUAUUUUUUCGCUUGCAACCCUAAACGAGACCUUCACGGCUGGAUAUGAUGGCGUCUUCCCCAGAACACCCUAAGUGAGACCAAAAUCCGAAGUUUACACCCCUAAGGGAGACGACGAGCGUCCCCACCCCUUUCAUAUGCGGAGUCCCUCCCCCCGGCAAAAAAGCUAUCCAGUAGAGUGUGAACCAUAGUCUUAGAUUUCUCUUUCUUCUAAAAUUACAUGCCAAGAUAAGAUACGCAUGCAUUAUACAUUUAGUACAACAAAACGUUUUUCCACACUGCAUCACGUUGAUUCCGAUUCUGUUGUUUUGUUCAUCAGGAGGGCUAUGAAAACAAGGCGACAUGUGUGGUGACCAGCCCAGCUGAUGGUGCCAGAGUUCUAAGUCUGUGAUGAUACAAUUAUGAUAGACUCAUAAAUUAUUUGUGAACUUUUUUCAAGAAUCUUCUAAUGCAACGAAGUAUAGCGGUGACUGUCGUUUCCCCUGGACUAAAGUCGGUUAGUGACCUUGGUUCUCAGUGGGUUCUACUGUUGUUUUACCCGAAAGUGGAUUCUCCCGACGUCGUUUCGCCCGAACUUAAGUCCAUUCGCCCAAUGACAUUUAACACUCAGCGACACGGUGAACAUACUUAUCAGAGAUGUUAGUCAAGCUUGAAUUUCAUGGCUAUGAGUGGUAAAAAAGCCCAGCGAUCAAAACGAUAUUAGCAAUCUAGAUAAUUAUAUUUGAGGUAGAAGGUAUAAAGGUAUACCUCAGCGAUCGCAAUGAUCGCGACGUCGAUCUUUGAGAUAUUUUGUUAUGUUGGCACUAGGAAAAGCUGUUGACCCACAUUCGGACCCGCAUUUGCAGUGACUGUCUUUCCACGCUUAUUCUCUUUUUUCUUUUUUUUUCUGGCUGAAAGAACGAUAAGUUAACAUCGG